UUUUUUUUUCUUUCUUUCUUUUAAUAUAAAAUUGUAUACAAAUAUAUAGAAUACUAUGCUCAGUGGUUUAGUAGCUCUUAUCGAGGGAGCGUGUAGUCCUGCGCGUUAUGAGCCCGAAUUAAGUAUUAAUCUCGAAAUUUGUGAAAUGAUAAAUAAGAAACAAGGCACAGCUCCUAGAGAAGCUGCGUUUACUAUUGUUAAACUUAUAAAUAGUAGAAAUAUGAACCAAGCCAUGCUAGCUCUUACGUUAUUAGAUAAUUGUGUAAAGAAUUGCGGUUAUCCAUUUCAUCUUCAAAUUGCUACAAAAGAAUUUUUAAAUGAACUUGUUCGUAAAUUUCCAGAACGUCCUGCUCCUUUUCCUAGUCCUGUUGUUCAACGCAUCCUUUAUUUAAUUAAAGAAUGGAAAGUGGCAUUAGCGGACAUGUCAAAGCACAAAGAUGACUUGGUUCAUAUCAAAGAUAUGUAUAGACUAUUACGAUUUAAAGGUUAUCGAUUUCCUGAAUUAAGGGAUGCCUCCAUUGCUGCUUUAGCACCUAAUGAAUCUUUAAAAUCAGCUCAUGAAUUAGAAGAAGAAGAUAGACUUGCUCAAUCAGCUAAAUUACAAGAACUUAUCCGUCGUGGUAGACCUCAAGAUUUAGUUGAAGCAAACCAUUUAAUGAAGAUUAUGUCUGGAUUUGAUACAAGAGAGGUACCAGAUUAUAGUCAAAAGUUCGAAAGUGAAUUACAUAAAGUUCAAGAUAAAACCAUCUUGUUAUAUGAAAUGUUAGAGGCCAUUAAACCUGGGGAAAAAGUUGAAAAAAAUGAAGCAAUUAUGGAUUUGAAAAAUGCCUGUGCUAGUGCUCAACCAAAGAUCCAAAAAAUGAUUACAGAAGAAGAAGAUAACGACAAAAUUGAAAAUCUUCUUACAUUGAAUGAUAUGAUUAAUAAUGCGAUGGCUAAAUUUUCUGAUGUUAAGAAAGGGCUUUAUGACACACAAUAUGAGAUUAGUGGUAAGCCUCCUACAAGAGAAGAGAAUAAGCAAGCGAUUAGUUUAAUUGAUUUGGAUGAUAACGAUGGACUCUCUUCUAUUGGCACACAAAGCUCUAAUGUUAAUAAUAAUCCACUGAAUGAACUUUCUGAUCUCUUUGGAUCUAGUAUGAGCAUUUCUUCUAAUAACACGAAUACUCCUACCACAUCAUCACCUGCACUUACUACGAAUAUCCUUGAUUCAUUAUCCUCACCAUCAAUAACAACGACAGUAGCUGCUAAUAAUAAUAACGACAUUUUUGAUCUUUUAGGUGGUAAUAGUAAUACAGGUACUUCUACUACCGUCUUUAUGUCACCUUCUUCUCCUGCUCUUCAUCAGGAACAAUUGAAUAAUAAUAAUCAUAACAACUAUUCAACAUCACCACAACCAAGCGAAACAGCUAUAAUGGUAAACAAGAAUGGUUUAAAGAUUGAACUAGAAAUGCAAAAUCCAAAAGAAAAGCUUUGCCAAAUCAAAGCUUAUUUCUCCAAUCAUUCUACUGCACCUAUGGAGAAGUUAAUGUUAAGAUUAGCUGCACCCAAGUCUAUGCAAAUUAAAAUGGAACCUCAGUCUUCUCAGUUAUUACAACCAAAAUCCGAACGAACUGUUACUCAGAAUAUGACUUUAAACAAUCCUAACAAGGAGCCUAUACGCUUGAAAUAUAAAAUAAACUAUGAACAAUUUGGUGUAGAAAUGGAAUUAAACGGAAGCUUUCGUACUUGACAGAAAAAUAAAAUAAAAUAAAUAAAAUAUCAAAUAGUAAAGGGCUGAUUACAUAAUCAUAU
Messenger RNA from Cokeromyces recurvatus, 1791 nucleotides. RefSeq lists its product as uncharacterized. Gene Ontology annotation, molecular function: phosphatidylinositol binding; ubiquitin binding. Gene Ontology annotation, cellular component: trans-Golgi network. NCBI's taxonomy places the organism in Eukaryota, Fungi, Mucoromycota, Mucoromycetes, Mucorales, Mucoraceae. Gene Ontology annotation, biological process: Golgi to vacuole transport; protein transport to vacuole involved in ubiquitin-dependent protein catabolic process via the multivesicular body sorting pathway; Golgi to endosome transport. The transcript is spliced from 13 exons. The record is from RefSeq and is a predicted model, not a curated record. Bases 56 to 1729 code for a protein of 557 amino acids.